Messenger RNA from Onthophagus taurus, 1474 nucleotides. The record is from RefSeq and is a predicted model, not a curated record. Lineage: Eukaryota; Metazoa; Arthropoda; Insecta; Coleoptera; Scarabaeidae.
GGCAGCAGGAGAACAGCAAAACCUGCAGCCUUGCCUCAGUCGACUUCCGUCUGUUGAUCGAAGAGAUCCGUACAAACUCUUCGUCGGUUCGUUCCAGUUCAACGACACUCUUUUAAAACCGACAACGGCCACGUGUUUUAACAAAUUCAUUUUAAAUUUUAAUUAAUCAAGAUGGUGUGAUUAAUCUUUUUGAUGGAGAUUAGUUUUUAUUUUUUGAAGAAGUCGACUGGAUAUUUAUAAAGAAAAUGUAAAUGAAUGAAAUGAAGUUACUGGAAUGGCUAAUUUCGAAGAACUGUCAUCUGAAGACAGACCUAGAAGAAGUACGUUUUCUCGUUCACACUCUUUACCGCAAUUAUCACAACAUGAUUCCGGAUUAGGAAGUUAUUAUGGGGGUUCUGGAGGUGAUGUUAUUCAAGUUAGUAGAGCGGAACGUUUAGUCGCCGAUUUACGACAAAUCCUCACGCUCAAACAACAUUAUUAUCCGGAAGGGGGAUGGGGAUGGGUCGUUCUUAUCGUUGGCGUUCUCGUUCAUAUUUUAAGUCAAGGUUUUCUUGCUUCUUACGGGUUAUUUUCAACGGAAACUAAUAGACAUUUCCACGUUCCUUCAAAUCAACUCACAGGAUGGUUGGGUGCUGUUUCAACCGGUGUCGCUUUAUUAAUAUCACCAGUUACGAUUGCUUUUUGCAGAAGAAAAUCAACGAGAGUUACAGCUGUAAUGGGAGGAUUAAUUACUGCUUUGGGAUGUCUUUUUACAUCUUUCGCUACACAAUUUCAUCAAUUAUUUUUUAGUUAUGGAACGGUUGUUGGAAUUGGAGUUGGAAUAACAAGAGAUUGUUCAACUUUAAUGGUAGCUCAAUACUUCAAGAGAAAACGAGAAUUCGUCGAAAUUUUUAUCGUUUCAGGAAGCGGAUUGGGAAUAGCGAUUAUGUCUGCUAUAAUAAAAACGACAAUAAGUGCUUUAGGUUGGAGAUUAGGUCUUCAAGUAGUAACGGGCGCAGUUUCCAUAACGUUCAUCUUGGGAACAUUCUACCGAUCGGCAUCUUUAUACCACCCCCAACGAAGGGCGAUACUACACAUAAAAAAUCAAAAACGCAAAAUUAAAGAUAAAAACAAAAUCGAAGAUAAAAUUCCAUUCUUCGAUUUUAGCACGUUAAAAAGCAAAACGGUCCGGAUUUUAUUGGUAUCAACGGGAAUUAGUGCUUUCGGUAUAAACACGCCACUUUUUUAUUUGGCUUAUCAAGCGGAAGUUGAGGGACUCGGAGAUUCGACGGUUUUCUUACAAAUGUAUUUAGGGAUCGCUUGGACUGUUGGAUGUGUUGUUUUUAGUACUUUAGUCCUUCACAAUUCAACUGAAUGUAGAAUUGCGAGGCAAUAUCUUUGCCAAACUGCCGUUUUUAUGUGCGGUUUAUCAAUUUUAGCUUUUACGGUUGUUAGUGGAAAUUAUCAUGCUUAUGUUAUGUUUGCAUGGAUUUAU